CGUUUCUCUGCGUUCCUCAUCAACAAUUCUGCCCCUUCUGCGACUCGGUCACCCUUUUUUCCACCUGCAAUCUCUUACGCUUUCCUACCUCACAUCUCCACAUUAGCCCUUCGAGCCCAAGAUGUUCGGCUCGCGCUCAUCCUCCUCAUCCUCUUCCUCCUCGGAGCCCUCAUCCUCAUCCUCAACCACCCCUUCCUCACCACCGUCAUCAGAUGCUGGCGCCCCUGCCUCCGCUGGCCUAGGCAGCAUGUCCUCCCUCUCACCCGAGUGUACCCCGCUCAAGCAUAAGUACGAUGCCUGCUUCAAUGCGUGGUUCCAGGACUACCUCGGCGUGCCUACCUCGUCAUCCACCUCUGCUGCUGGUGGUGCUGCUGAGCCCGCAGCGAAGCCGAGACGGAGAGGUUUCUUCGGCGGAGGAGGAGGAGGAGAUAGCGAGUCAAUAGCCACAACGGGAGGAGCAGAAAGAGAUGCGGUAGCCAGGGAAGGGAAGCGCAAUGAGCUCGAGGAGAAGUGCGGAGCUAUGUUCCGGGAAUAUCAGGCUUGUGUGAAGAAAGCGCUCAAAGAGAAGGAUCUCCUACCUCUGCUCUCCCAAGCAAGAGAGUAUAACCCUUUCCCCUUCCCAGCCCAAUCUAGCGGGGGGAAGGCGAGUUCAGAAGAUCAUGGCAACUCACCUUUCCCUUUUGCGGCGGCUAGUAAGGAGGAGAGGAUGGAUUGGGAGAGGAAGGAAGGGUGGUAG
Messenger RNA from Jaminaea rosea, 736 nucleotides. RefSeq lists its product as hypothetical. The coding region runs from base 122 to 736 and encodes 204 amino acids. The transcript is spliced from 2 exons. The record is from RefSeq and is a predicted model, not a curated record. Lineage: Eukaryota; Fungi; Basidiomycota; Exobasidiomycetes; Microstromatales.